AUGUUGAAACAGUAACAACAGUUUAAGUAGUUAUAAUGUAGUUGGGUUACUAAAACAAAUACAUUUUGUUUAUCCAUUCAUGUGUUGGAGUGGGUUCUUCACGGUCGCAGGACUUUGAAAUCUCAUGCGACUCCGUAGUGACGUGACUGAUGACGUAGUAGAAUUCUAAAAUUAAACGAUACUUACCUGUAAGUUGAAGUUUGAUUGGGAUUCUACUAGUCAUCAGUCAGGAACGAAGGAGUCACAUGCCCAGGUACUCUGUACCAGGCCCUUCCCUCCUGUGACUCUUCGUUCCUCAUUCCUGCAACCGUUCACUUUAAAAACUGAUCAGCGAAGCACGCACACGCUUCUCAUGUGACUCCUUCAUUCCUGACUGAUGACUAGUAGAAUCCCAAUCAAACUUCAACUUACAGGUAAGUCUUGUUUAAUUUUAGAAUUAUUACAGCUAAAAUAUAACAACCGGCCUAGCUUGGUUUUUCAAUUUAUGUGAGGGGCUUUGGUGGCGAAGUGGUUAGCGCACUUGCCUUUCACCUCUAAGGCCGCAGGUUCGAAUCUCAGUGAGAGCUUCUCAAUGUGACUCGAACCCAGUCCUCAUGUGAAAAGAGUAAAAGUCAACGCUCUGCCGAAAGUCGUGGGUUUUCUCCAGGUACUCCGUGUUUCCUCCCACAGGGAAAGUUGACAGGGUGGGUUAGGCACAUAGGAUAGGUCUGGAGGCAGAUCAUUAAUGAGGUAUGGACUAAUAGCGGCUGCUCAAGCGCCAUUUGUAAGCUCAAAGUCUACCUUGGUCUGCUUCACGUCAGUCCGGUUCUAUCUAUCUAUUCAUAAUGUAACCAGUCACUGAAAAGCCCUGUUAGGGAGUGUGCUGUGAAAUAUCUGUACCUAUCUGUACUGUUGAGGCAAGCAUGGGCGUGCUGGAACAAAUCUCAAAGUCAUGCCACCUAGAAACAUUAAUUGAUCGAGCCAUUUGAGGUUUAAAUGUGUAAAAAAAAUAUUAAAUACAACAUAUUGUCAUGAUCCAUCAUCACCUUAAGCUCUAAUCCUAUUUGAGCUGCCAUUAAUUACCAACUGAACUACUGGAUUCAGGGAUAUUUUAUAUUUGACCAGGCAGACAAUAGAAAUUUAAAGUAAUCUGGCAUCACUACCUACCAAUAUGCCUUAGUUAUAUAAACCUUCUUUCCUCUUGGGCUGGCCUGCCUGGCCAAGACUCUUUUCCAAGCCUUAGAUCUUGGAUAACAGCUGGGCAUUAAAUAAUUAAUACAUAAUUCACAUCAAUCUAUUGAUAUAAAUAACAUUUCUUUAUUUUCUUAGGGGGUGUUUAUAUAUGGAGGGCAGCCAACCCAGAUACCCGAGCUAGCUUGCUUUGCCGAGAUCUAACAUUGCUAUGUAAUUUAUACUAACAUUUAUCUUGCCUGCCUAGGUGAGAUCUUGAAAAAUAAAAAUAUAUUUACUUAUAUUAUACUAUUUAUAGCGGUAAGACCAGCGAUUUGUUUUGGCAAGACAGCCCACCUCAAGGGUCUAAUGUAAACAUGGGAUAAAAUCAGCUCAGCAAAGAGAGCUAGCUCGGGUGGAUGGGCUGGCUCACCUCUAUAUAAACACCCCAUUAGAAGAUUUCAAAGUUAAAAUUUAUUUUGAAAUCUCUUCUGAGGGAUAAAACCUUCAAAACUUUAUUGUUGACAAAAAUUUCAGGUAGACAGUAUCCAGGAAAAUUGCCUUUUCAAAUUGUUAGGCCAAAAUUAUGUACAUAAUUUCAGUAAUAAAUAAAAUAAACAACUUUACCAAUGACAAGUGAGACUAGCUGUGAGAGUCUUUGUGGAUAUAGUGACAGUCUUUGCAAUUUCACAUCAUGAUUAGCCAAAAAAAACAAAAGUUGAUGCAAUAAAGAAUAAUAGAUUAAUUCCUAAUUAUUUACAAACAUGUACCAGUACCUUUUGCAUUUAUAUUGUGAAAAAAAUAUCUAUAUUUUUAUUUAAUUUCUGUAUAUUUUUCUCAGAAGAAUGAUAACAAACUGUGUAAUACCGCGUGCAACCCCCCUGCUAAGAGACUUGGACUAGUACAAUAACUGUAUAUAACAUGAAGUUUCCUGAACAAAAUGGCAGAAAUUUUAAUAAAAAAUGUUGAUGUUUGAUCGUAAAAUACAAAAAACUGCAGGUCUGUGCGAGUUACAACAACUGAAUUCGUACUCAGCGUAUCAAAAUCUAUAGAUUUAUGUAAACUAAAAGUAGACCCCCAAUGGGGACAACGAAACUUGUUUUCUAAGCGACUUUUGGGGUCACAGAAUACGGCCUAAUAUCAUAGAUAGGCAUAUAUAAUUCUGGAUUGAUGCAUUCCAUUCAGGUUGAUAUAGCAUAGAUAAUUCAGGAUUGAUGCAUGCCAUUAACUAAAGGUUACCUUCUGGCUUUGUUUUUUGCCUUUUGGAUGCUACUUCAGGUUCUGGUACUUCAUCAGGUGUUCCACCCUGGCUUGAGAUUUGCUGAAAGUUGAAAAAGAAAAACCAAGUUAUGAAACUCAAAUCCUACUUAUAACACAUAUUUAUAGUGUAUAUACUAUCCUCUUGUUUUUGCACAGAUACCGCAAAAUAUUUAAAAUACACUCACCAAUUGGAAGCAGUAAUAUGAAACCAAAGAACCCUUCUUCAGACAUUCAGCUAUCCAAUCGACAUGUAUAUGGAUUUGUCUUAGUGUACAAUCUGGAUUUGGAAUAUAAUUUUCGUGACAUACUCCUCUAGAUAGAACAAUGCAAGUUGUUGUUUGCUGUUGCAUGCUGCUGACAGCCCCUCCACGUUCCUCUAUUCUUUUCUUUAAUAUCUCAACUUGAGUACGAAUUUGUUUCUUUGGCACAAAAUAAAACUCAAAGCCAUUAAAGAUCUUCUGCAUUUUCAGGAUAAAAACAAACUGAUAAUAUCAAAAUAUUAAACGUUUUACAGUAAAACCUCGAGUAAAACAGAUAAAAUCGCUCAAUAUAAACUCGACACUCAACGCCAUGAAAACCAGUGGUUGAAACCAAAAAUCUGCAAGACUUAGUGUAACCCUUAUUAUACUUAUUUAAGGAUAUACUUGUGCAGGCUAGGGAUCAGUGUGGAUAUAAGGUUUAAUUGUAUUAUGUCACUGACAAAAGUUUACAGAGACCUUUUAGGAUCGAGAUCUGUCAAGAAAUCUGCCCGUAACAGAGCAAUAGCAUGCACCCAGCCCGCCUUAUGGGAAAUUUCCAGCCUGGUAACAGAUCGGGAACUCAGUUAGGCAAGCCAGCUCGGUUCUCAAAUAAACGCAAAAUGAAAUUUAUUAGGGAAUACUAGCUAACACAGGUGGGAUCUCUUGCCUAAAACAAGGUAGCUCGGCUACCCAAGUCAGUUCGCUCUUGUCAUGUUUAUUGGUUCAAGCCGUCUGUCAAGGGGAAAAUAUAAAUGACACACUCAAGGCGUGAAAAAUGGUGCUAAAAUGAGAGAGAAAAACACUUGUAUAAAGUUAUUGUAGAGCACUAUGUAGAAUAUUCGAUUGAGUCUGUUCCUAAACACUAAAAGGACUAAAAAGGAAAUGAGCGAUAGAAUAUUUCAUUGUUGGUUCGCAAAAUUAAACAAGUAUCAGAAUCCAAAUAGCAAUCUAUACACAUGCCCACAGCACAUGUCACAUGAUACAUUGUCAUUAGUCAUUGCAGAAACCAGAACAGCAUUGUAAAUCAUUAAUCUUACAUCGCUGUGCAGUGCUUUUAGAGUUUAUAGCGUACAAGUCAUGUGAGAACGCUAUAAAUGAGCAAAAUCAUUGCAUGAAAUGAGUUUGGACAAUGAUUUGUCGAGUUUCGUCAGCACACAAAAAGGUCGCCAUUGUAGGGGCGGCAAAAGCUAUCGACAACAGAGAAAUUCAAGUGUCAGUGAAACAACAGAUUCAUUUACAAUCGCAUGCAAAAAUGAGACUUUUCACAUUUUUGGCAAUUUUACAGUAUGUUGGCCUCCCCCUGCCCCCAUGAUCAAUGUUGGAAAAAGUGGAUUGAAUUUUCUCUUGUCAGUCAUUCACACAACAUUGAAUUGGGGGUGAGGGGGGCAUUUAUGCGGUUGUCUCAAUAAUUUUUGCUCCUGAUUGUAGGUAAGGGAUAUUAUGGAUUUUUAAUUUUAACAAUUUUAUAGUGUCAAAUUCAAUAUUUUCACGUUAUCUGCAUAUAUUUUCCAUUGAUACUAUUACUAUAUUGAUACAUGACAGCUGUUAGCCUGAGCUGUAGCCGCUUGUAUUUCUGAAGUUAUUACAGUCACUUUGUUAUCAUGUUUCCCAUAAAAUAUAUGAUGGAAUUUGACCAUACAGUGAUUUUAAUAAAACCGCAAUUUGACAGGCUCGGCUGAUGAAAAUCAGAUUGCUAUUUCAAAAGCAUUGUUCAGUCACCCAGCUGGAUUGGAUGUCAUGGUUUGUUGUGAGCAAAAAAGAGAGAUAUGUUUUGUUUCUGAUCAAGGUAACCUUGUCAUCUGCUUUAUUAAUGUUAUUAAAACCAUCAAUGGUCCCAAAUGUGCAGGGACACUGAAAAUACAUCCUGCGCCAGAGAAAUGGAGACCAGAGGGACUAAUAUCCAUUCCACAACCCUGGUCAUAACAGCAGGCAUAGGGUUGAGUUUAAUUCGACUUGAUGAGUCUCUGUUGCAUGGUCAGUUGAUUACUAUCACGCCUGACAAAAUUGCAUGCCAAAGCACGAACAUUCUUCAAUUUCUUUAAUUUUCAUCCUGUUUCUACAAAAUUUCCCAUAAACAUAGAACAUGUCAUUCUUGCAAAUUGUAUGUUUUUGUUUGUCGAAUUGCUACAUUUUUGGCGGGAAAAUGACGUCACAAACUUGCCGCUAAAAAAAUAACAGUUAGCUAUUGUUAAUUUUAUGCACUUAUUCAGUAGAUGACAUUGAGAGAGUCAUGAAACUGAACUCUGUUUCUAAAUAAGACUAUUUCUCGCAAAGAUAUAGCGGUACAAAUGUCGAAAAAUCAGCCAUUUUGUUACUAAAAAUAGAAGAAAAUGGCUGAUUUUUAGAAAUUUGAGUCUGAUAUCUUCGCAAGGAAUGGUUGUAUUUCAAACAGACUUCAGUUUUAAGACUCUCUCAAUGUUGUCUACCGAAUAAGUGCAUAAAAGUAACAAUAGCUAACUGUUAAUUUUUUAGCGGCAAGUUUGUGAUGUUAUUUUUCUGCCAAAAAUGUAGCAAUCGAAAAACAAAAAACAUACAAUUUGUAAGAAUGACAUGUUCUAUGUUUAUGGGAAAUUUUGUAGAAACAGGAUGAAAAUUCAAGAAAUUAAAGCAUGUUGCUGCUUUGGCAUGCAUUUUUGUCAGGCGUUGUAUUGUGAAUACUUUGCAAUCUCCCAGAGGACUUUAUUUUCAUCCCACGCAAUCAAACUCUAUUUUGGUCGCAGAUGGGAAUGUGAUCAAAGAGAUCAACACCAGCUAGAAGGAAACAUCUGUUCUUGCUCAAGGAUUUCAGGUAGCCUUUGGCAUAUCAGCUGCUAGAAAUGGUGAGAUAGGGAUAACUGAUGUUGGGUUGCACAGAGUGAGUUUGUUGAAAUGGAAUGGAAGGUGCAUGGAUUAAUCCGACUGUAAUUGGCAGUAGAGAUGCUGGGUGCAGUAAUGCUACAACUGCUGAUCUUCAUGAGCCAACUGGAAUAACCUGACAUGAAUUCUGCACAAAUUUGUUGCAUUAGAGGAUGGGAUCAUGGGUGCAUAAAGCUCUACUCAAAGUCAGCUUUGCCACAGAAUUCAUGUCAAACAUUUAUGAUGCAAUAGUGUGUUUUAUAUGACGUCACAGCAUAAAUUAAUUUUAUAUGCCGCCAUGUUGGUGGAGUAAAGUCCCAACAUGGUGGCCAGCGAUGUGGAACUAAAUGUAAACAGCGAGUCAGAAAAAGUAAUUAAUUAUUCAUGAGAUUCCUUUGUCUGAAUAUGCAAAAUUUCCCGAAAGUUUUGUUAGGAAGCAUUAUAUUGAGAAAAUAUCGGUUAUUGGAAUGGAUCCUCUAUUUAUUCCAGAGGAAAAGUUGAGUACCGAGGAAAAGUUGAGUCCUGUAGAAGCAGCCGAUCUUGUAUCGUAUCUUGUUUUGGAAAUGAGCUUUUACACGAAAGAUCAAUUCAAAAAUUUUAGAAGCUUACAUGCAUACAACCAAACGGUAUCUGGUUUUAUAACAAGUAUUUUAGGUCAGAUGUUUUCUGAUAAAUAUGUGGUUGUUGGCAAAGUUCGACACUCACAACAAAUGAAUGAUCCGCCUUGUUCAGCUGUGGAUAAUUACAACAAAUGACAGAACGAUUCUAUCUGUGCAUUGUCAUGGAUGUAUGGUGGGUUUAGGAGAAUGCUGUUUGCAUAUUGCUAGCAUUCUUUUCUACUUGGAAGCCUCGACAAGAUUAAACGAAAAGCUCACAUGUACCCAAGUUAAAUGUUCCUGGAUUUUGCCAACAGCGGUGAAGAAUGUCGAUUAUCUAAGAGUAAAGGACAUAAAUUUCACCUCAGCAAAGAAAAUGAAGUGUGAGCUCGACAAGACUGUCAAUUAAUUAUUAUGCAGUAAUAAAUUUAUGUGGUGUUUCCACAAACAAAACUAUUAAAAGACUGUCAAUUCUUUGGAUCCUGCUGCAUGUACAACUACUGAUACUUCGAAAGUAACUUUGGAAUCUACCAGUGUUUCUGCAAAGGCACACAAGCCAAAGGCCCCUCUCAAUAAACCAUCUGCAAAGGAACUUGAUGCAUUUUACAAAUUGCUCAGUGAGUGUAAAAUUAAGCCUGUUUGCCUGAGUUUAGAGAAGCCUUAUGCCGAUACAUUUAUUUCCAAAACAAGGAACAUCAGCACUUAUGCAGAUUUGUUUGAUCCCAAAUUCCUGCAGCUUAACUACAUCGAUCUUUUAAAAGAAUGCUACAAUGUUGAACUUAGUAUCAGUCCCGAAGACAUUGCCUUAAUUGAGAGAGAAACUGUGGAGCAAUCAAAAAGCAACGCCUUUAUAUCAACACCAUACUGGUAG
Molecule: messenger RNA, 6950 nt
Organism: Paramuricea clavata
Lineage: Eukaryota; Metazoa; Cnidaria; Anthozoa; Malacalcyonacea; Plexauridae
Source: the annotation of a GenBank genome assembly